Molecule: messenger RNA, 1399 nt
Organism: Periophthalmus magnuspinnatus
Lineage: Eukaryota; Metazoa; Chordata; Actinopteri; Gobiiformes; Gobiidae
Gene: supt3h
Product: SPT3 homolog, SAGA and STAGA complex component
Exons: 12
Coding region: 310-1356 (348 amino acids)
Biological process (GO): transcription by RNA polymerase II
Molecular function (GO): protein heterodimerization activity; transcription coactivator activity
Source: RefSeq, a predicted model, not a curated record
GCGGAAGUAUUGAAAAAAAACCAAAACAACUCAAAUGAGAACUAUUUAUCAGGAGUAUUAUUCAUUUUUCAGGACUAAUAUAAACGUUUAUCAGAACUAUCAUCAGUUUUAUCAGGUUUAUUUGGACUUUUAUCAGGUUAUUUUCAUAGAUCCAUGACUCGGGCGCAAUGCAUGAGGCGCAGUGUUGUUCUUAAUCUUAACAAAACACUCUUAUAAAACAUAAACUAGCCCGAGCCCGUUGUGGUUCUUUGUUCGGGUUUUGUUUUGUUUUGACUCCACUCGCCACAGCCUUUGAAUACAACCAGGAGGAUGAGCAGCCCCAUGGUCGGGUCCAAAGAAAGAACCGCCUCCAAAAGCAGCUUCAUCCCAGAGCUUCAGAGCAUGAUGUUUGCUCUGGGCGACGCUCGCAGACCUCUUCAGGAAACAGCUGCUCUGAUGGAGGAUGUCGUUCAUUCUCAGCUCGUUACUUUGCUCCAUCUGACCAGUGAGGUGGCCACUCUGCGAGGGUCAAGGGUCAUUUCAGCCGAGGACAUUAUAUUUGUGAUGAGGAGAGAUAAGAGAAAAGUGGCGAGGUUAUUAAAAUACCUCCAGUUCAGAGAUUAUAAAUCAAAACUCAUGAAAAGUUUGGAGGACGAUGAGCCACAGACAGAUUCAGACAGGUGGGGCUCCAGUUCCUCGGGUGGGACUCAGCGGAGGCAGCGUUUGGCCCAGGACUACCUGCUGUGGAUGGACCAGACCGGAGAGCUGUUGGCUCUGGCAGAGAAGUCUGAGCCGGACCUGGUCAAACAGGAGCGUCUGGAGCGUUUAGAGCGACAAACCCGGACCAUGGACCAGGCCCAGUACUCAGAGUUCUGCGAGAGUCGUCAGCUCAGUUUUGCAAAAAAAGCCUCAAAGUUUCGGGACUGGUUGGACUGCAGCAGCCUGGAGCUGAAGCCCAACACUGUUGCCAUGGAGAUACUGUCCUACUUGGCGUAUGAGACAGUCGCCCAGAUCGUGGACCUGGCUCUUUUGGUGAGGCAGGAGAUGACGGCAAAGAUCGACGCUGUCAGUCAUGUGAUCAGUGCAAGUUACAUUCAGUACCAGCCGCCACACGAGGUGAAGAAAGAUCCAGAUUCACCUGAAGCCACGCCCCCAUCCACUCCUGGCUCCUCCCACUCCACAAAGUCUCUGUCGCAGGGCAAUGGCAGUCUGGACGGACGCUCGAGGCAGAGAAAACGCAAAAAGAGCAGUGCUGUUGCAGCAGAUCCACCAAGUGGCGCUCUCCAGCCCUGUCACAUCAGAGAGGCCAUUCGAAGAUACAACUACAGACACAUGAGCGCCUACGGGAGGAACGGAAUGGCUCUUUUUGUUUGCUAAAACGAUUGUAUGUUUCUUGUUUUGAAAUAAAGUUUGAAUUCAU